Messenger RNA from Mesorhabditis spiculigera, 978 nucleotides. NCBI's taxonomy places the organism in Eukaryota, Metazoa, Nematoda, Chromadorea, Rhabditida, Rhabditidae. The record is from the annotation of a GenBank genome assembly.
AUGUCCGCCCUGGUGGACACUUUCGGGGUACUCGGCAGCUGCAUGGGCUGCAUGGUGGCAGUAGAAGGAAUCGCCAAAGAAGAACCCAGCGCCAUGAACUUGAUGACGUUCGCCAACUUUUUCUUCAUCUCCCUCGUUGGCCUCGUCACGACCAAGAAAUUUUUCACCGUUAGGAAUCAAAUCCCGCUGAGUGGAUAUUUUUGGGUUGUUGCCACGUUCUUCGUUGUCAACGUCGUCAACAAUCAAGCGUUAAACUACCAUGUGCCCGUCCCGCUUCAUAUUAUUUUCCGUUCGGGUUCCCUGCUGGCUAGUUUGCUGUUGGAGGUGGUGUGGAGAAAGAAGCGAUACGCGACGCGAAAGUAUUUGUCGGUUUUCGCCAUCACCAUCGGAAUCAUCGUUUGCACAUUGGCGACCAGUUCGAAAGGCUCUGAAGGUCUGUCGUCCGAGCAAAUCGCCAAGCACUAUGUGGAGUGGUCGAUCGGCAUUGGGAUGCUGGUAUUUGCCCUAUUCGCGUCUGCCUUCCUUGCCAUUAAACAACAACAAAUGUACGGAAUCUACGGGAAGCACGUGGACGAGGCCAUGUUCGUAACGCACUUCUACUCGCUGCCCUUCUUCGCAUUCAUGUGGUCCGACAUCCUAAAAGCAGUCGACAUCUUCAACGGAAGCGCUCCGUUUUCGGCGGCUGGGAUUCAACUUCCGUUCCCAAAGCUAUGGGUGAUGCUCGCCAUCACGUGUCUCUUACAGUAUCUAUGCAUUCGCUAUGUAUACAAAUUGAAUGCCAGCGUAGAAGCGCUUACCGUGACGCUGGUGGUCACGCUCAGGAAAUUUUUGUCAUUGAUUGUGUCGAUCAUUGUUUAUCAGAAUCCAUUUACCACGAUGCAUUGGGUCGGCACGGCGCUGGUUUUUGGCGGCACAAUGUUCUUCGAUGAUGCCAUUUUCAAGAAGUCGGCUGAUGAGGGCCAGAAAAAGAAGAAGCAA